AUGAUACAAGGGAGAAGUGAUCAGAUUUGGACGGAGAGACAUGGGACUUCGGGGGCAGAACGACUGAGUACUUUGAAGAUUAGAGAUUUCAUAUAUAAUUAUAACGAAGUUUUGGAAACGAGUAUCAAGCGAUCAAUCGCCGACUUCACCAAAGACUUAUACGACAAAUUUACUUAUGAACAAUCCGAGACCGCCACAGCUACCGAGACCAAGGGCAAGAGAAAGACCUUCACAUAUGAAUUGAUGGACUCAAUGCAAGAUUUCAAGAAACACGUUCCUGACGGACUGCUCGAGCAAUUGCAAGUUGUUAAGCCCCCUUUGGAUCAUACGAAAUAUAAGCAACAGCUCAAGGAAGAAUGGGGGGACAAGACUUGCGAUUCGGAAGAUUUUAGAUAUUUGCAGAUCACGUAG
This is a messenger RNA of Kwoniella mangroviensis CBS 8507, 411 nucleotides long. RefSeq lists its product as uncharacterized. The transcript has a single exon. The record is from RefSeq and is a predicted model, not a curated record. Bases 1 to 411 code for a protein of 136 amino acids. NCBI's taxonomy places the organism in Eukaryota, Fungi, Basidiomycota, Tremellomycetes, Tremellales, Cryptococcaceae.